Molecule: messenger RNA, 1053 nt
Organism: Alternaria atra
Lineage: Eukaryota; Fungi; Ascomycota; Dothideomycetes; Pleosporales; Pleosporaceae
Exons: 2
Coding region: 1-1053 (350 amino acids)
Source: RefSeq, a predicted model, not a curated record
AUGGCUACUCUUAUCAAACGCUCACUCCUGGCUUCAGUACUAGCUACAACAUGCUUCACACAAAAUACAUCCGAAUCAGGAUCUCAGUCCUUGACAUGUGACGACGUCUCCGAAAGCCUCGCAUACAAUGCUUCCGUCAUCCAAAAUACGACGGCCCUGAACAUCGUCUGGCUGGGAGCCAACGAACACGUAAUGAUUACCGAAGACGACCGUACCACUUGGCAGAUCUCGUCCUACAUUGGGCCUGGAUAUAACGGUGGUAUGGCGGAGUACGGUGAAAACGACACUCAAGCUGUUCUAUGGCUUGAAACUGGAGAUUCGAAUAUGGAGCGUUUGGGCGAUCUAAUGGGCUUGUGCCACAACUAUGUUCCGUUGCAGAACCGCACCACUGGAAAUUUGACGUGGAGUAGAGAGGUAUUGGAGAGGGCGCAAGACGAUGAUGGGGAUUGCAGGACGAUGUUGGGAACAGAGUGCGUAGAGGCGCUCCAAUCGUGGUAUCAAAACCAAGGACAGUCUAUAUGGACUACUGGCCAGUCUCCGGCCUGCUCCUCUAUUGAGCAUGCCAUACCCUCCGAGUGUGAGGGUAUGCUGUCUGAGGCUGUGACAAUGGACGUUGUCCGUCUCAACACUUCUGCUGAAGACCGCAUCUGGAAAUGGGACCAGGCCAUUAACAUAACCUCGUUCUCGGACAAUGUCACCGUGCCUACUUGCGGCGACCGGAACCUUAGCAGCAGCUGGGGCAACAGGAUCUAUCAAACGACCGACUACGACGUGGCGUUCAACUUCCCCAUUGUAGAUAUCAUGACUUUUUACCCUACAGUACCCCUCACCAGUAGAUUUCUUGGCCGGGAAGGCCAUGCAAAGGUUGUGUGUCUAAAGCCUGAAAAUGUGCAGGAGGGAAGUCGGGCUCCGAGGACGGCGAAAGAGGUGCUUGAUGAGAACUACGGUCCACAGGAUAAUGAGUCCGGUGCCGAGAGAGCCUUUGGAUGGGGCGGUAAGGCUGCGCUGGCGUCGGCGGCUGGUAUAGUGGUAGGAGUCUGGUUAGGACUGUGA